GUUGUUUUUAGGAAGUGAAAGACGACGGCGCAAGCUUCUCCGAAGAGCGAAAAUGGUGAACAUUCCUAAAACCAAGAACACUUACUGCAAGAACAAGGAAUGCAAGAAGCAUACCUUACACAAGGUGACUCAGUACAAAAAGGGUAAAGACAGUCUUGCUGCCCAAGGAAAGCGUCGUUAUGACCGUAAACAAUCUGGAUAUGGAGGUCAGACCAAGCCCGUCUUCCACAAGAAGGCGAAGACAACUAAGAAGAUUGUGUUGAGGCUUCAAUGCCAAAGCUGCAAGCAUUUCUCUCAACGCCCGAUUAAGAGGUGCAAGCACUUUGAGAUUGGUGGAGACAAGAAGGGAAAGGGAACAUCUCUCUUUUAAGUUGUUUCAUCUAUCUACUUUUUUUGUUUUGUUUGGUACCUGUCUUGCUUCAAUACUGAGAUAUACUUUGAAUCUACCAGAAAUGGUUGUGGUUUCCAAUUCAAUAGGACUUUGUCUUAUGGAUGAUAUCUUUUGAUUUUGUGCACCAAUCUUUAUUCAU
Arabidopsis arenosa is the source of this 530-nucleotide messenger RNA. NCBI's taxonomy places the organism in Eukaryota, Viridiplantae, Streptophyta, Magnoliopsida, Brassicales, Brassicaceae. The record is from the annotation of a GenBank genome assembly.